AUGCUGGGACGCAAGGUGGUUACCGUGUUUGUUCUUUGUUUGGCAGUUCUCGCCAGCGGGAUGCCGCAGUCGCCCGGUUACGAUAACCAACAGCCGUCGUUGGGGCUUCCAUUCCUCCAGUUCACUAAUGGCGGGAUUAGAUUCAAUUUCGGCGGCUACCACGCGGAAGCUGGACUAGGCGGCCUACUUGGUGGCUCGAAGACAGGAGGAGGACUCCAUGCAAGCGCAGGAACACCAUGGGGUGCAAAUGCGGCUGCUGGCUUGGGUGGAUUGCUGAGUGGCGAUAGCGCAGGCGCACAGGGAGGUCUUUACGCGAGGGCGAACCUCGGUAAUGGAGGACCAGCAGCCGGCGCUGGUUUGGGUGGCGUACUGGAUGGAAGCGGAAGAUCAGUCGCCCCAGCCAGGGGUGGCCUCUACGCAGGUGCAACCACAGGUGCCCAAGUUGUUCAUCCGCCUGAAAAUGGUAUCAGAAAAACAAACGAAGCAACCGAUAUCAUAGAAAAACCGGUCAAAAGUCGUACAAACAUUCAGAUCAUCACGCGUUCCGAAAAGAAGCCUGAGAAAUUGCAACAGGCGCCCAGUGACUCAGCGUAUACACUGAAAGAGGUAGACCAAUCCGCGGACAAAGUGAUUCGAAACAUAGAAACGGUCAAGGCAGCGCCCAUUGCGUCGGCAGGUGUUUUCGGCGCUCUUGCCAUCGAACCUGCUCCGCAGGCACCCGUGCUAGCUCAGGUGGAAAAGGUAAAGACAAUAGGUGGGCUUGGGGCUAUCGAGCCAGCUCCCCUUGCGCCUCCUUUGCAGAGUCAAAUCAACGAGAUCGUCGAAGUUGUUCCACCUCAGCCAGUGAGAGUCGUGUAUCCAAAAUGGGUCUGGAGAAAGAGGUUAUUAGGGCACAGGAAGCAAAUCAUUCAUAAUACUUCGGUAGAAGUUCAGGACCCGUCCAAUUUAAAUACUCAAAAAGUUUCCCGCCGUCAGGCUCAAGAUGUCCCGAGGGAUGCAUAUGCAUCUGGAACAAAUGUUGUGCCAGUAGAGUACGCGAACAAGAAUGACGGAGUGUUCGAUGACGUCUUUAAUAUACCUAUAUCGACAUUAAACGCUGUCAACCAACUGCUUAACCGCAACGCCGGUUGACCAAUAGCAUUUAAGCGUAUACUCGAAACUUCUCGCUCGCGACGCGUAUUUACGCGUGACUUCGUGGUAAUGGAAACUACUUGUUUUUAGAAACUAUUUUGUAUACUAGUUUUCAGGUGCAUUUCUAAUUAAAUUAUGUAAC
Messenger RNA from Dufourea novaeangliae, 1273 nucleotides. RefSeq lists its product as uncharacterized. NCBI's taxonomy places the organism in Eukaryota, Metazoa, Arthropoda, Insecta, Hymenoptera, Halictidae. The coding region runs from base 1 to 1131 and encodes 376 amino acids. The transcript is spliced from 7 exons. The record is from RefSeq and is a predicted model, not a curated record.